AUGGGAGCAAGCUUUGCUCACUGUCUCUCUAGCCAGGGUGCCUUGGACCCUGGUGGUUCUGCAGGGAAAGAGUUGAGAGUGUCAGCUCAGUCCUUCCUCCACUGCUUCACGCUGGCCAGUGCUGCCUUCAACCUGCAGGUGGCCACUCCUGGGGGGAAGGCUAUAGACUUCGUGGACGUGACUGAGAGCAAUGCACGCUGGGUGCAGGACUUCCGCCUCAAGGCCUACGCCAGCCCUGCCAAGCUCGAGUCCAUUGACGGUGCCCGGUACCACGCCCUCCUGAUCCCCAGCUGUCCUGGGGCCCUGGCUGACCUGGCCAGCAGUGGGUCUCUGGCCCGAAUCCUGCAGCACUUCCACUCUGAGAGCAAGCCCAUCUGUGCCAUCGGCCAUGGUGUUGCUGCCCUGUGCUGUGCCACCAGUGAGGACAGGUCCUGGGUGUUCCACGGCUACAGCCUUACAGGGCCCUCUGUGUAUGAGCUCGUCAGGGCUCCUGGCUUCGCCCGCUUGCCACUGGUGGUAGAGGACUUCGUGAAGGACUCGGGUGCUGGCUUCAGUGCCAGCGAGCCAGAUGCUGUGCAUGUUGUGCUGGAUCGCCACCUGGUCACCGGACAGAAUGCCAACUCCACUGUCCCUGCUGUGCAGAACCUGCUCUUCCUCUGCAGCAGCCGGAAAUAAGCCUGCAGGUGGACACUGCCUCUUUGCAUUCAUCUGGGCAUCCCCCAAAGCAGCUGGACUUGCUCUGUGUCUUCUGCUGUCCUCUGAGGACCCCACUGCUCCUGGGACUGUUAUGCCUGCAGGAAUCAGCCCUGAGGGUGUCAACUCUUGUGGGGACGAUGCCCUUGGGUGCCAUGGGUACUGUGCUGGCUGCUGGGUGGUUCUCAAGAAUUGCAGGUUGCAUCCCUGGGAGGACUGGUUGGAGUUCAGAGUGCUCACCCCCCACAGGAGGGUGCUGAGUGCAAGGGACCAGGGACAGGGGCCUCCUGUGAUCAGCCACUGCCCUGCUCUUCAGCCGUUGGUAGAGGCUAAGAACCGGGCUGGCAGGCCAGAGCUUCCUCCAGUGUCUGACCCUGGCCAACGUGAACCGUUUUCUGGGAGCCACGUUUCCCACACUGGUUGAAAUUGCCAGGAGUCAUGCUGAAGAACUUGGCCUUCUUUUAC
Messenger RNA from Ictidomys tridecemlineatus (thirteen-lined ground squirrel), 1158 nucleotides. Lineage: Eukaryota; Metazoa; Chordata; Mammalia; Rodentia; Sciuridae. The record is from RefSeq and is a predicted model, not a curated record.